CAACAACGGUAAUCUGUCCCCGACCUACCUACCUCCCCCCUUCUCUCUCUCUCCUCUCUCUAAACGCUAAGGAGAGAGAAAAAAGGGACAGAAAAAAGAAGAGGAAAGCGAGAUCGGAACCCGAAAUGGGAAAGCUCCUCUCCAACUCCGCCGCCGUCGCCGAAACCCUAAACCCAUCGCCGUCCCUCCUCCAGUGGCCGGACCCGGACCCGAUCCAUACACCAGAGGCCGCCGAUCCGGCGACAGCUGCCUUCGCGUGGGCCGCCGUCUCCGGGCUGGACGAGCAGCAGCGACGGCGGCUCGAGAAGAUCCACGCGCGGGGGGUCUUCUGGAAGAACCCGCGCGAUGCGGAGGCCCCCGGUGUGGCGUUCCGGCUGGAGCACGGCGGUGACGUGGAGGCGGACGGAAACUGCCUGUUCACGGCGGCGCGGAGGGCGAUGGGGCCCAAGACGGCCGGGGCGCGUGAGCUGCGGCAGCGAGCGGUGCGGCGGUUCUUGGAGGACUAUGGAUCGGCGGACGGUGCGGCGAGGGAGGCGGCAGACGUGGCUAUCCGGCACUUGUACUCGCCGGAUCUGAAGGCUGGGUGGGGCAUUCACGUCGUGCAGGAGGUGAAGCUCCUAGCGAAGAAGGCGGAUCGCGAGGGCUUGGAUGCCUCCAUUCAGGAGCUCGUAGAUCUAGGACUCCAAAGGGAAGGGGCAGCAGAAUCUAUUUAUAAAGAGAGAUGCAUGGCCAUAAAUGAUGGGCUAAGUUGGGCAAAGUACAUGUCCAUCUCUGGCUCUCCGGAGGAUGAGUAUGACAUCAUUACAUUACAAUACACAGAGGAGGGGUUGUUAAGCAUAGAUGAGAAUCGGAAUGGCCAUGCUGCAGCUUUUGGCGAUGAUAUUGCCAUUGAGAGCUUGGCAACAGAGUUCCGACGGGAAGUAUAUGUGGUUCAAGCACAUGGGUCGGAUGCAAUGGUGGAUGAAAACGAUUGCGUCUUCUUUCUCCCCCACAGUCCCAGGGUUCAAAUUUGUGAACCUCCCAUUUUUCUGUUUAUGAAGGGAACAGGUUGGUGUGGUGCGGGAGCUGACCAUUACGAGCCUUUAAUAGCCAAUCCUCUUCCUCUUAUUUCCCAGGACAAGGCUGCCGUCGUACUGUGAGAUGCAUCCAUUGCCAGAUUUUGUGGAGCUGAGCUGGGCUGUGUCUUAGUUUUUUCCUCAUGGACAUUAUUGGCUCAUUAUCGUCGAGGGCAAUUAUUGAUUCUUUUUCUGUAUUAUUUUUUGAACAUGAUCCAAUUUGGAUCGAUGCUGACUCUGACUACUACCCUCGAGACCAACCCCUUGCGCUGUUUCUGUAUCGGUAUUGGUAGUUUAAAGUGGUGAGAGAUUUCUCGGAGUCGUUUUCGACUACUAUCGUUACGAAGAUCUUGAUUGUUAUGAUCAGAGUCAUGUUUUCUCUUCUUUUUUUUUUUGGUCUUUUUAGAUUGAUAUCAUGAGAGUGGUGGCAAUGUUUGAACUCUCUCGUUUGUUAAGACAAAUUAAUUCAAGCACAUGCCUCCUUUUGAGUUA
Molecule: messenger RNA, 1547 nt
Organism: Musa acuminata subsp. malaccensis (wild Malaysian banana)
Lineage: Eukaryota; Viridiplantae; Streptophyta; Magnoliopsida; Zingiberales; Musaceae
Source: RefSeq, a predicted model, not a curated record